Molecule: messenger RNA, 588 nt
Organism: Saccostrea cuccullata (small rock oyster)
Lineage: Eukaryota; Metazoa; Mollusca; Bivalvia; Ostreida; Ostreidae
Product: ficolin-1-like
Exons: 4
Coding region: 20-559 (179 amino acids)
Source: RefSeq, a predicted model, not a curated record
AAGGCUUGUUUACUGUGACAUGAGUAUUGAUGGAGGAGGUUGGACGGCAAUACAACGAAGACAGGACGGUUCUACAGACUUUUAUCGGACUUGGAGCGAAUACAAACAAGGAUUUGGUGAUCCAUCUAAAAAUUACUGGAUUGGAAAUGACGCAAUAUAUGAGCUGACAAAGAACAAGGACCACGUACUCCGGGUUGAGCUACAAAGUUUUGAUGACGCUGAAGCAUACGCUCAGUCCUCUACAUUUUAUAUCGCUGAUGAAGACAGUAAAUACAAACUCACCGUUUCGGGGUAUUCAGGAACUGCAGGUGACAGUUUGAUCUAUCGUCAUAAUGGUAUGAAAUUAACAACGAGAGAUAAGGAUAAUGACCACUGGUCCGGUGGUAACUGUGCUGUAUCUAAUCACGGAGCCUGGUGGUACAACCGCUGUCACGAAUCUAACCUGAACGGACUGUACGCCAAGUCUGCCGUGACGGCUAGUAUAUUCCCGAUAUGGUAUGACUGGAAAAGAUAUGAAGCACUACGAAAGACUUUGCUCAUGAUAAGACCCCAAAACUAAAUUAACUGCAUGAUCAGUUCUUGCAAAGA